AUGAAUAGAUCAAGUAUUACAUAUAACAAUAAUAAUGAUACUACUACUAAUAAUAGUAAUGAUUUUAUAUCAACUAAUCCAAAUAAUCAAAAACAUUAUCAUAAUCAUAUUGAAAAAUUAUAUAAUUCUAAAAAAAUUUUAUCGAAUUCAUUACGUAAUUCACCAACAUUUUCAAUACAAUCAGAACCAUAUUUUAAUCAAUCAAUAAAAAAUAAUAAUCAACAUUUAACAACAACAACAACAACAAAAUCAAUAAUCAAUAAUCAAUCAAAUAUUGAUUCAUCAUCAUUAUCUAUGAUAAAUAUUAAAAAAAUAUUAGAAAGAUUAAAAAAUGAAGUUGAUAUAGAACGUAAUAAACGUACAUUAAUGAUUAAACAACAUAAUCAUAAUAUUAAUAAAUUAACAAAACAAUCAAAAAUUGAUCAUUCUAUAUUAUUAUAUGCAUUAAAACAUGCAGAAAAUAAAGCGAAAUUAUAUCGUGAUGAAUAUUAUAAACUUAAAACUAAAG
Molecule: messenger RNA, 508 nt
Organism: Schistosoma curassoni
Lineage: Eukaryota; Metazoa; Platyhelminthes; Trematoda; Strigeidida; Schistosomatidae
Source: the annotation of a GenBank genome assembly